AUGACGAGACGGCGACACGCGGCGGCGGCGGAGGAGGCGGAGCGGCGGCGGUUCCCGGCGGAGGUCGAGGCCGCGGAGACGGAUGAAUUCAGAGGCGGGUCGGUUCUUGGAAGAGACGAGAUUCUGAGAGGCGAUUCACUUCCUGGUGUCAGAAUAGCGGCUGCUGUUCAAAUCGACGGGGCCCCUAAUUAUAGACAGGCUGGUUCCUUGCGAGUUCAUGGUGUUGCUAUACCUACCAUCGACGGGAUCAGGAAUGUACUCAAUCACAUUGGAGCACAUAAGAAUGGCAUGCACAAAAGAGUGCUAUGGCACAACCUUCGUGAAGAGCCGGUGGUGUACAUCAAUGGGCGCCCUUUUGUUUUGCGGGAUGUCGAACGACCCUUCUCGAAUCUUGAAUACACGGGAAUCAACAGGGCCAGAGUUGAACAGAUGGAAUCUCGCCUAAAGGAGGACAUACUCUUGGAAGCUGCACGAUAUGGAAAUAAGAUCCUCGUAACUGAUGAACUGCCAGAUGGUCAGAUGGUGGAUCAGUGGGAACCUGUGAUGCAUGACUCGAUAAAAACAACUCUUGAGGUUUAUGAAGAGCUGCAGGUCGAAGGAUACCUUGUUGACUAUGAGAGAGUUCCUAUUACAGAUGAAAAAUCACCUAAAGAAAGUGAUUUUGACAAUUUGGUCCGUAGAAUAGCCCAAGUGGAUAAGGAUACAGAAAUAAUUUUUAACUGUCAGAUGGGACGAGGAAGAACUACUACCGGAAUGGUGAUAGCUACACUGGUUUAUCUCAACCGUAUUGGAGCAUCAGGUAUCCCAAGGACAAAUUCGGUUGGAAAAGUUUUUGGUGCUGGAACAGAUGUCACUAAUAAUAUGCCAAAUUCUGAGGAGGCAAUACGAAGAGGUGAAUAUGCUGUCAUAAGAAGUCUAAUUCGUGUUCUCGAGGGUGGAGUAGAAGGCAAAAGGCAAGUGGAUAAAGUGAUUGAUCAAUGUGACUCUAUGCAGAACCUGAGAGAAGCCAUUGCAGCUUACCGCAGUAGUAUUCUUCGCCAAGCUGAUGAGAUGAAGAGAGAGGCAUCACUUUCCUUCUUUGUUGAGUAUUUGGAACGUUACUAUUUCCUUAUCUGCUUUGCUGUCUACAUCCACACCGAGAGAGCUGCCCUUCAAGUAUUGUCAGAUCAGAUUAGUUUCUCUGACUGGAUGAGAGCAAGACCUGAACUUUAUAGCAUACUUCGCAGGUUGCUGAGGAGAGAUCCAAUGGGCGCGCUCGGUUAUUCAAGCUUAAAACCAUCUUUGAGAAAAAUUGCUGAAUCUGCUGAUGGCCGUCCUUGUGAGAUGAGCGUGGUUGCUGCAAUAAGAAAUGGUGAAGUUCUUGGAAGUAAGACCGUUUUGAAAAGUGAUCACUGCCCUGGUUGCCAGAACCUUAGUUUGCCUGAGAGGGUGGAGGGGGCACCUAACUUUAGAGAAGUUCCUGGAUUUCCUGUUUAUGGGGUUGCUAACCCUACUGUUGAUGGUAUUCGUGCUGUUAUUGAUAGGAUAAGCAGUAGCAAGGGUAGCCAUCCAAUUUUAUGGCACAACAUGAGGGAAGAGCCAGUUAUUUAUAUCAACGGAAAACCUUUUGUGCUACGUGAGGUGGAGAGGCCCUACAAAAACAUGCUGGAGUACACGUCAUUUUUUCACUUUGGAAUGGAAGCUCGGCUGAAAGAGGACAUUUUACGGGAAGCUUCACGAUAUAAUGGUGCUAUAAUGGUUAUUCAUGAAACAGAUGAUGGUCAAAUACAUGAUGCUUGGGAACACAUAAAUUCUGAAGCUGUUCAAACUCCUUUGGAGGUCUACAAAUGUUUGGAAAAUGAAGGUCUUCCAAUUAAAUAUGCACGUGUCCCAAUCACUGAUGGAAAAGCACCUCAAAGCUCAGAUUUCGAUGCAAUAGCACUAAAUAUUACCUCUUCUUCUAAGGACACACUUUAUGUAUUCAAUUGCCAGAUGGGUAGAGGAAGAACAACCACAGGCACCGUGAUUGCUUGCCUUCUGAAACUUCGAAUUGAUUAUGGGAGGCCUAUUAGAAUGCAGCUAAAUGAUGGUUACCAUGAAGUGUCAGAUAAUUGCUCCUCCAGCGGUGAAGAGGCUUUAUGUGAUAAUGAUUCUUCAGUUUCAAAUUCGAAAAACUCUGGAAAGGAUGAGGAUGCACAGCGCGCUUUUGGAAUUAAUGACAUCCUAUUAUUGCGAAAAAUUACGAGGUUAUUUGAUAAUGGUGUCGAAUGCAGGGAGGUCCUAGAUGCUAUUAUUGAUAGAUGUUCAGCUUUACAGAACAUACGUGAAGCAGUUCUGCACUAUAGGAAGGUCUUUAAUCAACAGCAUAUGGAGCCAAGAGUUAGAAGAGUUGCACUAAACCGUGGCGCUGAGUACUUGGAGCGCUACGUCAGAUUAAUUGCUUUUGCAGCAUACCUGGGAAGUGAAGCAUUUGAUGGUUUCUGUGGGCAAGGUGAAACUAAGACUACAUUUAAAACUUGGUUGCACAGGAGGCCAGAGGUCCAGACGAUGAAAUGGAGUAUAAGGCUGCGUCCUGGGCGAUUCUUCACUGUCCCUGAAGAAUCCAAAAUCCCGUAUGAAUCUCAGCAUGGGGAUAUAGUGAUGGGGGCGAUUGUAAAGGCUCGUUGUGGCUCUGUUUUAGGGAAGGGAUCAAUCCUUAAGAUGUAUUUUUUUCCGGGACAGAAAACCUCGAGCUGCAUACCAUUUCAGGGUGCACCUCAUAUUUAUAAGGUGGACGCAUAUCCUGUAUAUAGCAUGGCAACUCCAACAAUUAAUGGCGCCAAAGAAGUGCUAGCCUAUUUAGGUGCUAAUGGAACAAAAGACAGGACUCAUACAAAGAAAGUCAUAAUAACUGAUUUAAGAGAGGAAGUUGUCGUUUACAUCCAUGGCACACCAUAUGUCCUUAGGGAACUAGAUCAGCCUGUUGAUACGCUCAAGCAUGUUGGAAUCAGUGGCCUUAUGGUGGAACACAUGGAACUAAGGCUGAAGGAAGAUAUAUAUGCUGAAAUAAGGCAAUCAGGAGGUCGACUGCUUUUGCAUCGGGAAGAAUUUAAUCCAUCAACAAAUCGGUCCAGUAUAAUUGGUUAUUGGGAAAACAUAUCUCUGGAUGAUGUCAAGACUCCCGCUGAAGUCUAUGCAGCCUUAAAAGAUGAAGGCUUUAAUAUAGAGUAUAAAAGGAUACCGACUAUACACUAGGAAAAGAGAAGCAUUAGCUCAGAUAUUGAUGCAAUACAAUACUGUAAAGAUGAAUCUGCUAGUUACUACAUUUUUGUUUCGCAUACCGGAGCUGGAGGAGUUGCUUAUGCAAUGGCUAUCACUUGCCUUGGGCUUAAUGCUGAUUCAAGGUUUACAUUAGAAGAAACAGUCCAACAACAUCUAACGACAACUCUUAGCGAAAAUCUACCUUAUCAGCCUUCCAGUGAAGAAACACUUAAACAGGGUGAUUAUCGGGACAUUCUAAGCCUUACAAGAGUAUUGAUCUGUGGCCCCAAAAGCAAAAAAGAAGUUGACAUUAUCAUAGAGAGGUGUGCUGGUGCUGGGCAUUUAAGAGAUGACAUUCUCAGCUAUAAGAAGAGAUUGGAGAAGUCCUGUAAUGAUGAUGAUGAGACUCGUACAUAUCUCAUGGAUAUGGGCAUUAAAGCUUUAAGACGAUACUUUUUCCUUAUCACCUUCCGUUCCUACCUCCACUGUUCAUCUCCAGGCGAAAUGGCAUUUGCAUCAUGGAUGGGCGGAAGACCUGAACUUGGCCACCUCUGUGACAACUUGAGAUUCGAUAAAUAAAGUCAUUGUGGAUUUUGUACACAAUAUUCCAGGGAUGCCAAGAAGAAAAGAAUAAUAGAGAAAUAUAAAGAAAGAAAAAGAUAAGGCAGCUGUAUAGUCGGGAGCCUCGUUGUAAAGAAAAUUUACCUUAGGAAAUAGCUGCGAGGAUCCCCCUCUAUGUGUAUAGUGUUCAUAUAACGCUAAUAUGUGACCAUCAUAUUAAUGUUUUCAGCUACAUCCAUCUUGUGUUACUUGAAUGUGAUAGAAUAAAACCUUGUCAAAAGAAAUGUUUGAAA
Asparagus officinalis (garden asparagus) is the source of this 4073-nucleotide messenger RNA. RefSeq names its product paladin. The record is from RefSeq and is a predicted model, not a curated record. NCBI's taxonomy places the organism in Eukaryota, Viridiplantae, Streptophyta, Magnoliopsida, Asparagales, Asparagaceae.